AUGGCUCUGCGACGCGCUGCCGGGUCCCUCCAGAAUCACUUUGGGUUGCCAGUGGCUGCCAUCGUAGCCUAUACCUUGUGGGGCGAAACAGCCAGUGCGUACCAAGUACUCCUGGAGGUGCUGAGACCGGCGUGGUAUUCCAGAGAGCGCCUCUGUUCCUCAGCGGCCAGCUCGACAAUGUGGUUCGUCUACGGCUGGAUCAAGCUGUCCACGAUGGCGCUGGCGUGUGCGGCGAUCAGCGACACAGACGCGGCCACCGGCGUGAUCCUCCUGAGGACGUCAGCAGAGUCGUGUGACCGGCGCUGCCCGGAUCUGGCAGCCUUUCUGCAGUGGACCACGUACAGUCAGUCACUUUCCUUCAGCGCCGCUGGAUUCUUCAACGUCGACCGCUCGCUACUGGUCAACGCACUUGCCGUUAUUAUCACUUACGUUGUCAUUCUGGGGCAGAUCACUCCAUCUGAAUGA
Molecule: messenger RNA, 465 nt
Organism: Schistocerca nitens (vagrant locust)
Lineage: Eukaryota; Metazoa; Arthropoda; Insecta; Orthoptera; Acrididae
Product: gustatory receptor 68a-like
Exons: 1
Coding region: 1-465 (154 amino acids)
Biological process (GO): sensory perception of taste
Cellular component (GO): membrane
Source: RefSeq, a predicted model, not a curated record